Molecule: messenger RNA, 2506 nt
Organism: Vanessa atalanta (red admiral)
Lineage: Eukaryota; Metazoa; Arthropoda; Insecta; Lepidoptera; Nymphalidae
Gene: GPHR
Product: Golgi pH regulator
Exons: 9
Coding region: 99-1487 (462 amino acids)
Biological process (GO): intracellular pH reduction
Cellular component (GO): Golgi cisterna membrane
Molecular function (GO): voltage-gated monoatomic anion channel activity
Source: RefSeq, a predicted model, not a curated record
UUUGCAAAAUAGUCGGCUUUUCGUCGAAAUUAAAAAAGUUUUGUACAGAUUUAACUACAAUAAUAAUAGUAUAAUUUUUCCGGAAUUAGAAAACCAAGAUGUCGUUUCUGGAAGAUACACUUAUCAUAUUAAUCUCACAAACAAUUUUCUUCGUCGGCGGUUGGAUAUUUUUCGUAAAGCAGCUGUUCCGUGAUUAUGAAGUUCAUCAUACUUUAGUCCAGCUCAUAUUCUCAGUAACAUUUGCGUUGAGCUGUACAAUGUUCGAACUUAUAAUUUUUGAAAUAAUAGGCUACUUAGAGUCAAGUUCUAGAUACUUCCAUUGGAACAUGGGCCUCUAUUUCUUGCUGUUCAUGGUGAUCGCUCUUAUUCCCUUUUAUAUUGCUUACUUCUGCAUUAGUAAUGUGCGAUUUGUGUCGAAGAACAUGAUAAGGCCAUUGACGCUUAUUGUUUGGUUCAUAUACCUAUAUUUCUUCUGGAAAAUUGGAGAUCCAUUUCCUAUUCUCAGUCCAAAACAAGGAAUAUUUUCAAUAGAACAAGGUGUGUCUCGUAUAGGAGUGAUAGGUGUUACAGUGAUGGCAUUACUAUCUGGAUUUGGUGCGGUGAAUUAUCCAUACACCUCGAUGGCUAUAUUUAUAAGGCCCGUUACACAAUCAGAUGUUUUAUCAAUAGAAAAAAAACUUCUCCAAACCAUGGACAUGAUAUUGGUAAAGAAAAAGAGGAUAGCAUUAGCAGAGAAUAACAGUAUGGGCCGGAACCAAUACAUGCUAGACCAGUCUAAUGUGAAGAAUAAAGGGUUUUGGACAAAUAUAUUGUCCAGCGUUGGAAGUAUUGCUAACCCGUUGGGUCAGGGAAGUGAGAACAUAAAUCAACUACGACAGGAGAUAUCCAGCUUGGAGGAGUUAAGUAGGCAGCUAUUUCUAGAGGCACACGAUGCAAGAACAAUGAGAGAGAAGAUAGAAUGGUCUAGAACGUUCCAGGGGAAAUAUUUCAAUUUCCUUGGCUACUUCUUCUCAUUGUAUUGCAUCUGGAAGAUAUUUAUUUCAACGAUCAACAUAGUGUUCGACCGAGUGGGCAAGAAGGAUCCCGUGACUCGUGGGCUCGAACUUGCCGUACUACGACUGGGAGUGGAUAUUGACGUGGGCUUCUGGUCCCAGCAUGUGUCCUUCCUAUUGGUGGGCUGCAUCGUCCUCACCAGCAUACGGGGAUUACUGCUCACACUCACCAAGUUCUUUUACAAAAUAUCGUCAUCGAAAUCUUCGAACAUAAUCGUCUUGAUACUCGCACAAAUAAUGGGAAUGUAUUUCUGUUCGUCCGUCCUGCUGAUGAGGAUGAACAUGCCUCCGGAGUACAGGAUAAUAAUAACUCAGGUUCUAGGAGACUUGCAGUUUAAUUUCUAUCACAGAUGGUUCGACGUGAUCUUCCUCGUGAGUGCUUUGACGAGUAUAUUUACAUUGUAUUUAGCUCAUAAACAACCAUCCGUUAAUUAAAUGUUAAUAUAGAUUAAUUUAAAAAGUUAAACGUAUUUGUACAUUUAAAUGUUCAACUGGUCGAUAUAAAUAAGAAAAUUAUUACAUUUAUUUUAGAAGACUUUAGUUACAUUGCCGGGCAAUCGUUUUGUUUCUUAAGAGGUUUUUUGGGCAUAUUCAAAUCUCUUAAAAUAAUGGCGAAUUCUGUAUUGCCAGCACCAUGAAAUGUGUGGAUUCAUAUUAGGUGAUAUAAUCUGUAUACAGCAUUUGAAAUAUUAUCCUCGGUGUAACAUGUGCUAGUCAAAAAAAAACCGGCCUAUCUCUUGAUAUCUGACUCACACGUUGUUCGCUUUCCUUUUGCGACCUUUACUGUUUAAGUAUAAUGAUUAUUCGCAGAAGACAGCUUUGUAUGAUGUAAGAUAUAUUCACGAAAAUGUUAAAAAAUUUUGGGAAUUGUACCUCCAGAACAAAAAUAAAUAUAUAUAUUUUUGUUUUUGCACACAGUACAAAAAAUAAGCACUUUAUGCCAUUUAUAUAUAAAAUAUAUGUGCUAGUAUUGCAAGGAAUAAAAUCGGUGUUAUUAGUUAUUCAUACAGAACUCCUCUGAUGGCAGGCUUGACCCCCCCCCCUCCCCCCUGACACGGGUACUAUAAGAAGUACAAAUCACACAUACACAUGAACCGUCACUGCCAACCAUGGGAACUAAUAUUAUAUCACAUUCACACACCCUUAAAACUUAAAGUAAUGUUAAACGGUACAAUAAUUUUAGUUGAUGGCAAUACCAGAUGGCAAUACAUCUCCCUACCACUUAAACUUAUUAUAUAUUUUGUUACUUACAUAUUUCUAUAUAUCUUUAUUAAUUUAACUUGAGAAAUUUCUCAGGUUUACUUAAAAGUAUUAGGAUAAGAGAUUACAAGAGAGUCAUCAGUCAUGUAAAGACUAAGCGGGAACAUAGUGAUUAAGACUGACAGACUAGUGUUUAAGUAUUAUGAUUAUGUUAAGAUAAAGAUAUAUGUAUAUAUGUGUUUAAUUAAAAUGAU